This is a messenger RNA of Brassica napus (rape), 3837 nucleotides long. Its product is annotated as F-box/kelch-repeat protein At3g17530-like. The record is from RefSeq and is a predicted model, not a curated record. Bases 965 to 2233 code for a protein of 422 amino acids. The transcript is spliced from 2 exons. Gene Ontology annotation, molecular function: protein binding. Lineage: Eukaryota; Viridiplantae; Streptophyta; Magnoliopsida; Brassicales; Brassicaceae.
UACAUACUUUCAUAAUCAAUCAAGAUACAUUUUCAUAAUCUCAAUAUAAUGUAUGUUUGUUUUGUUGUAGGAGUAAGCUGUAUAUUCGUAUAGGUGAUUGUGAAAAAUUCACUUUUGUUUCCGAGAAGAACAUGUUUCCAGAAUUUUUAUAAGUUUCUAACUUUUUGUUGAUGAUUUUGUUUUUACUUUUGUUUGUUUUUGGCCUUAUGUACUAAAUUUGGAAGGCGUGCGCACUAAAAGGAACAAAACUUAGGUUCACCUCUAAGGUGAACUUUUAAAUUCACCUCUCCUCUUAUUACCAAUCAAAAUGUCACAUAGAUUAAUAAUAAAAUAUAAUAUUUUUUAUUUUUAAAAAAUCUAAAAUAAUUGAAAAAAAUAAUAAUUACGCUCAUUUUAAUGACGCUAGCGCCACUAAUUAAACCUUAAACUUUAAAUCUAAACUCUAAACUUUAAAUCUAAACCCUAAACCCUAAAUUCUAAACCCAAACUCUAAACCCGGUUUGACAUUUUGAUUGGUAAUAAGAGGGCAUUUUGAUUGGUAUAUUAUUAUUAAUAUAUGUGGCAUUUUGAUUGGUAAUAAGAGGAGAGAUGAAUUUAAUGUUUCAGCCUAAGUUUUGUUCAAAAAAAAAAUAUGCCUAAAUAAAUUGAUGAGAAGAAUUCACUGUUUCACAAAUAAGUAUUCCUUACUUUAUUCAGCAUAUUUCUUUUGAAAUUAGUCUCACAGAAAUCUACAUUUUUAAGAAAUAUAUCUUUUCUCCAAAAGAAAGAUAUAAUUUAGAUUUCAAAUUUCAACAAAAUAUGCAUUUCCCUAAAAUACAUUUAACAAUUAUCGUACCACUACAAUAAAAGCCCAAUGAAAAACAGUUUUUAGUUUACCUUUGUUUUGGUGUUCAAACAAAAAGAAAAAACAAAAGUUCACCCUAGUUUAUAUCGUUAUUAGCUCAGAAAUCACUACUAGAAGAAGAUGGUGAUGAUAACCGACCUUCCAUUUGAUCUGGAAAAGAAGAUACUCGCCCUUGUUCCGAAAGAGUCUCGACCACAAUGGCAAACUACUUGCAAGAGAUGGCGCACUCUACGCCAAGAUCUGCUCUCCAAGAAACACUUGGCUCAAACAGGAAGAGAGUUCAUCUUACUGUUGAAUUCUAGUGUUUUUUCAACAACCAUCAACCUCCAGGGAGUCCAUAACAACGUUGAUCCGGUGAUGGAGUUCGGAUGUAAACUUGGAUCUUUACAAGAUUCAAAUGAUUUACAAAUACAUGAUAUUUUCUACUGCAAGGGGUUAGUGCUAUGCACUAUGGUGGGAAAACAAAUGCUCGUGGUUUGCAACCCUAGUAACCGUGAAACUAGGUAUGUCGAACCUAGAACAAGUCAUGGCUGUUUCGAAUAUGCUCUUGGAUACAAAGGCAGCAAGUCUUCUUGUGUUAAUAGCUACAAGAUCUUGAGGUAUUGUCGUUAUUUCGACAAGCAACUGAUGCGUACGGUUUCCGAGUUUGAACUGUAUGACUUCAUGUCUGACUCAUGGAGGGUUUUAGAUGUUGAUGAGCACGAUUGGGAAAUAUCUGCUCGUGGCGUCUCUGUGAAAGGAAACACUUACUGGGUUGCUAAAAAGAAUGAAGACCAGUUCAUACUCAGUUUUGAUUUCACAAGAGAGAGAUUUGGGUUUCUCCCUCUUCCGUAUGAGAGUGCUGGUCCUGAAGAUUCCAUGAAUGAUGAGUAUGACGAUACAGCUGUUCUGUCAGUUGUUAGAGACGAACAACUCUCGGUGUUACAUCAGUAUCUUCAUUUGGAUUUAUUUGAGAUGAAGAUAUGGGUGAGCAACAUGAUUGGCACCAAAAAGGUGUCGUGGGGCGAGUUCUUGGUAGUGGACGUCGUGUUGUUAAAUGUUGUCAGCUUCGUGGUUGACGAGGAGCAUAAAGUGGCAGUGUGUUGUAGUACAGGCAAGGAUGAUCCUAGUGAUGAUAGUGAAGAAGAGUGCACCAGCGUUUCAAUUAUUGGAAAGAAUAUACAAAGUCUUGUUUAUGAUGAAGGGGCUAUAGAUGGAUCAUGGCCACAUCUCAUGAAUUACGUUCCAAGCCCGGUUCAAAUUUUAAGGAAGAGUACGCGCAAAAGCAAAAGGAAACGAUCUACAAGGAGCUUUAACAGGCAUCAACCGGAGGAGGGCACUUCUUCAAGAAGCGUUGAGGAAACAAAAGUGACACCCAAAGCAAAACCUAAAGCAUAUCGAAGUUUCUAGGGUUGCUUUGAAUGUCCCAAAAUGGUUUAGGAAAUGAAAGUGACACCAGACCUAAAGCACAUCGAAGUUCUCUUGCUGUUGCUUUGAAUGUCGCAAUAAUUCUAUCUUUUCUUCUUUUUUUUUUUGGACAAUCCCAAAGGUUGUAAUAAAUUGAACGCAUAUUGAAGUUUAUUAUCUUAUUUUUGUAAGAAUAACUUUAAUGAUUUCUAUUUGAACAAAAAAAAACUUUAAUGAUUUCUAUUAUGAAAUCAAAUAUGUCCAAGACCAUAUUCUAGUUUAAAUUAAUUCAACCCUAAUGAUUUCUAGAGAAGAUAGAACGACUAACCUUGAUCCAUGCUUGGAUGCAAUUCCACCAAUUGAUCUUCUCCCCUUUAACCUUUUCUUUGGUGAUUUUCUUGAUGGAUAAGAAAUCCCAAACCUUCCUUAAUCUCUCCUUUUAAUAAAUAUUAUUGUUGUGUGACUCUCACUUACGUACGAACAAAAUGAUGUACGAGUCAUUUUUAUAUACUUCCUCUGAAUUUAAAUGUAUGAUGUUUAAGGUUUUACACACAUAUUAAAAAAUAAUAAAUGCACUAUUUUAAUUGUUACUUUUUUGUUAUAUCAAUAAAGUUUCACCACUCAUAAUUUUACUUUUUAAUUUAUGUUUAAAUUUAAAAAUAAAUACAUUAAUUAUAUCUCAAAACAUCAUACAUUUAUAUACAAAAUAAAAAGAUAGAACAUCAUACAUUCGUAUCCGGAGGGAGUAUUAAUCAAAGGAUGUGUCUUAACCAACAUAACUCUUCCACACAACUUCAACACAACACUUCGCUAUUUUAACCGCACAAGUGCAUUAUAUCAUCAUAUGUAUAUUAAAUCUUAUAGUAAUAUAUUUUAUUAUUAUUAUUAUGACUAGGAAACAAACCUGUGCAUUCGCGCAAGUAUUUAAAUUCUUUACUAAAAAUUAAAAUAUAUUUUUUUUUAACGGCUAACAAAUUUUGUUAAUAAAAUUUAAGAUUACAAAGUCAAUAUCCAGAACUUCCAAAAAGAAAUUAUUACAUAAGCAAAUAUAUGCGUCAUAUGCUGAGAAAAUAUAACAUGGAAAGUGAUUUUAACAAUGCUUUACAAAAGGAAGAAAAACCAAUCCGUUAUUUACUUCCCAUGAUAUUAAUAAAAUGUAUACAUAUAAUCUACCAAAAAAUAAAACAAAACAGUAAUUUGUUAAUAAUCUCAUUUAAAAUAUAAAUAAAAAGACCAAUGAUGACAUUAAAUUACUGGAAAAAAAUCUUGGAUAUGAAGAGAAUAUUUAUUACAGUAAAUAUUUUCACCUCUAUAAAUAUAAAAGAGUGUUCACAGAUUACAUACAGAUGACUGGUAUAGAGAUAUAAUGUUAAAGAAAUUGAGUGUCUCACAAAUUGCAUAUAAUUUCUAUACAAUUUGAUAGGUUUGCCAAGAUAUAAUUAUCAAGACAAAUGGUAAAUUAUAAGACACAUCUAAGAAAAACAGAAUGAAGUGACUAUUCUAAGAUAUGCAACUACUUAGGUGAAUGGAUGCCUUAACUUUUAACUUUUAAUUUCAUUUUAAAAAUAAAUUAACUAAAAACAUUUGAUUGAAAAGUUUCCAAUAGA